UCCCACGACUUAUCCAUUUUUACAAAGUGUUGGCUAUUUUUCAUGUGUCAAAAUUGUGUCAGUCUGUGUCAGUGUCAAAAAAAUGUAAAUCUCUCAAAAUGUUCAACAACACGAAAACCGAUCACUCCAAAUCGAUUUUCUCCAACGUGUACCGCACCAACAACCACCAAGCCCGCCCCCACCUCCGCACGCCACUCACCUUCAAGUCCUCCUCCCUCUCCUGCACCCAACGCCCAAAGGACCCCGAAAUUCUCUAUUUCAACGAGAAAAUCCUUCGCCGAAAAACGAAAAACACAGUUACGGAAUGUAGCACCCAAACCAGUAAAACAAUCCUCCAGUUGGCACAGUUGGAAAUCGUCAAAAACGGUACUUUUCUCUCGCCCUUCCCCCAUUUCGAAACCCCGCCCCAGGACGGCCCUCUCAACCUAUCCGUGCACCACGCGCAAAUCGUGACUCCACCCCCCAUGUCACCCGAUAGUCUGGCGACCACGCCCCAUAAUACAUCGAUGUUUAAUUGUCCAUACUCUGUGACCAAUCGCCUCUCGGAUUACACACUUGACGGUUCGUGUACUGAACACGACUUGAAGAAAAACUCAGAAAUACGCAGCCAAUCAUUUGUUGAGUGCUACUCCCACCCUAACUAUAUCCAAGACCCCGCCCCCAAAUCCAAAAUCCCUAAACCACGAUUCGUCCAAAGACGCAGCUCCAAAUCGUUGGACCUCCCCGAUAAUUCGUUUGUACGUCGAGUCUCCUCCCCCUUUUGCCACGCCCAGAGUAGUUUUAUGUCACCCACCAAAUCCAGUCAAAUUAAGAGCAAUAUGGCGGAUAUAAAAAGCGCCAAUUUUUUGAUUCCGCCAAUGAGGAGAGGCCGUUCGACCAGUCCUAAGCCAGUUUCAACAAAAAAAUGGUUCGAAACGUCGAGGAAAAUCCCUUAUAUUGAUCAAAGUAGGUCUGAUAUGAGUAGUUCAACCACCUUGAUCAACGCUACGAGGAAUCCCGAACUUGUCCGAUUGGAGGGGAUCGAAAGGGAUUUGUCAAAGAGUGACUUAAGUAUUAAAAUAUCCGAUGAUGUUUUGAGUUUGAUUACUAACGCACAAGUGUCAAAUUCGUCCGUUGACACCACCAUUUGUAUGGCUGUCAAUAAAUUGAGGGAGCCAGACUGGAGGUUGGCCUUACGUGGCCUCGCCGACAUUGUGGAGAUCUGUCGCGUGAUUGACAUUGACCUUAUCUACGACUACAUGCCAAGCAUUCAUCAGCGACUCAUCGAACUAUUGAAAAGUCCACGUUCGCACGUUUGUCGAACAGCGUGUCAAGCAGCUGGACAUCUCUUCGAAUACGUCAAAGACACACGUCGGCCUGAAUUUGACGAUAUCGUCGACAUACUUCUACAUAAAACAGCCGAUUCAAAUCGUUUUAUACGACAUGAUGCUAAUUUAGCACUCGACUGCAUGGUUACACACAUUUCCACAUUCAAUGCAGUUCGAGCUUUGUGUCAAAAAGGACCAUUUCACAAAAAUCCACUAGUGAGAUGUGCAACGGUCAGGCUUCUGGUUUGCGCGAUUGUAAUUGCAGGAGCUGAUUUUGUACUCAAUCCGAAUAAUAACGAAUAUACGAGAAAAAGAGUGAUUUUGAAUAUGGCGCGCUUUUUGGAGGACAAAAAUCUCGAAACGAGGAAGUUGGCCGAAAGGUUGUAUAAAGUGUUGUCGAAAGAUACGAGAUUUGAAGUCUACUUGAAGAAAUAUCUAGAGAAGGAACAGAUUACGAAGAUUAAAAAAACUUUAAGGAUUAUACACAAGAAAUGAGUGUUUUUUUAUUAUUAUGUAAGGUACGGGUGUUUUAAUAAAGCUCUAUUGAGUUA
Tribolium castaneum (red flour beetle) is the source of this 1858-nucleotide messenger RNA. RefSeq lists its product as uncharacterized. Gene Ontology annotation, cellular component: microtubule organizing center; basal cortex; spindle microtubule. The coding region runs from base 99 to 1802 and encodes 567 amino acids. The record is from RefSeq and is a predicted model, not a curated record. Gene Ontology annotation, biological process: mitotic spindle assembly; establishment of mitotic spindle localization. The transcript has 4 exons. Gene Ontology annotation, molecular function: microtubule binding. NCBI's taxonomy places the organism in Eukaryota, Metazoa, Arthropoda, Insecta, Coleoptera, Tenebrionidae.